AUGGAUUGUUUUCAACAAGCUACUCCUACCAACUAUCGUCCAUCUUUUUACAGACAUACCAUGGCUGUCCGCGAUAGUCUCGGCCCCGUGAUGGCCGCCUUCAUCGCCAUUGACGGCGUCAUCGUCCUCGCCCGUCUCGGUGUACGAACCAAAUUGACGACUCUCGGUUAUGACGAUUAUGUCAUUGCAGUCGCCAUGGUCGCAUUCAUUCUCAUGUGCGCCUUCACAUUCGUUUCCCUUCACUACGGUUUCGGCGUAUCGGAUCCCGAAGUCAUUGCAGGCAUGGCCAACUACAAUGUCAUGGAAGCCCAGCGAUACUUCACCAUUGCUCAAAUUACAUACGUCGCCGGGUUUCCUAUUGUUCGUAUCAGUGUCGCACUGGUUCUUCAUCGAAUUGUGCAGGGCUGGCCUCGCACACAACAACUACUCGUGGGAACCAUGGUCGUCAUCGGUAUCUACGCCCUGGGCUGUCUUCUGGUGGAUGUGUUCCAGUGCAUCCCACUCAAGGCUGUUUGGGGAGAUGGUACCGGCAAGUGCCUGAGCUCAAAACAACUGGCUGGUUUGGGUUUUGCUGUGGCCGCCUUGGACAUUGCCUCAGCUUUGUUCUAUGCUGUUCUUCCCGUCUUUCUACUCAAGGGCUUGCAGAUGGGUAGAAGAACCAAGGUUGCCAUCAUCAUUCUACUUGGUCUUGGUGCUUCGACUGUCGUCAUUAGUGUCAUUCGCAUGCAGAGUCUGGUCCAGAUCGUCAAUGCUAAGAACAUUGUCGAGGCAUUGGAUAAGCAGCUGGAGUCCUUCAUCUACUCCGUCCUCGAGUUUGGUAUUUCCAUCCUGACAGCCUCUUUGGUUGCCUUCCGUCCACUCAUCAAGUACCUACCAUUCGGUAGUAUGGGACGCAGCUCUGGUCCAAAGGGUCCCUCUGCUGAUAGUAGUGGCCAAGGAAUUAGUGGCAAGAACGACUUUGAGAUGGGUCGACGGAAAUAUGUCAAUAUGCCUGACCCAACCCCCUUGGAUUCUGACGAUGGGGAAAGUCAGCGCAACAUCUUGCAUGAAACUGACAGCCCCCACGACUGGAAACAGUCUGCUGCCACUGUUACAUCUACCUCUAAAUAG
Molecule: messenger RNA, 1110 nt
Organism: Fusarium poae
Lineage: Eukaryota; Fungi; Ascomycota; Sordariomycetes; Hypocreales; Nectriaceae
Exons: 4
Coding region: 1-1110 (369 amino acids)
Source: RefSeq, a predicted model, not a curated record